GGUAAGAUCGCGCAGGCGUUUUCGAUCUCAUUGUGCUACAACUUUGCAAUAGUGUUUCUUGCAACAUUUAUAUCUUAAUGACUUGGAUAUCACUACAUAAACAAUGAUACGCAUUAUGCAGAUGCUUAUAUUCUGUAGAAUUAUAUGCUUAAUAUGUAUCACCGGAAUUGCUUCUACUUCGGAUGAAAGUUUGUCUCAGACAUCACAAUGUAUACAUCCGAUAAACUAUAAUAUUUCUUUAGAAACACAAAACACUUCUCUUAUUGUCUAUUCUAAUGUUUUUUUAAACGUGACAUGUAAAAAGAACUCUAUAAGACUGCAAAUUGGUCGGUAUUGUAAUAUACAGGAAAUAAAUGUCCAACAAGCAUUUCCUUAUACAAGCAUGCCUAAAUUUACACGUUUUGAAAUCACUACGUUACAGUCAAGUAGUACCAAAAGUCGAUUCAAAAAUGUGUCUAUUACUUUCAUCAAAGAAUCUUGCAGAGGCCAUGCCUGCACUUUUGUAAUAAAGGACAAACUACCUAUACAAUCUGGAAUAUACGCGAUAAAUUUAAUACAUAAGUGUAAGCUAGAAAAAGUUGCGACAGUUUUUACACACGAGACCCAAAAAAAAGUAAAAGUAUUUCUGAUUUUACCGCGUAUUCCCAAUGAAUGGAUAUUUCCAUAUUGGCAAAGAACAACUACCAAGGCUAGAUUUACCAUUCAAAUUAAACAUAAAAACAACGAAACAGCUCUAUCAAAUAUGCCUGUUACGGAACAAAAAAAUUACGGAACAAACAUGCUGAAUACAUUAUUUGACACCACACCUUUAAUAUCUACGCAUUUGAUAGCAGUAGGUGUCAUACCAAAUGAUGUCGGUUUUAUAUUAUCGGGCGACGUUAUUAUUACAAAUAAAAGUCGAGAGAUAAAUGGCACGUUAUAUGCACAAUCUCUUAUUAAAAAUAUUAGCAAACUUAUGCGGCUGCAUAUCUUACCAAGGCAACAUCAUACUAUGUACUUCAUACUUCCAGUAAACUUUAGUUACUACGAAAGUAUUGUAACUACUGGACUUGUUUUGUUAAGUGAAGGUAACAGUAUAUACAACAAACAAGUAGAUUCUAUUAUAAGAGAAAGAGAAGUAACAUGUAUGAUAGCACGUACUGUGAUACAAGAAAUGUUUAGUGAUUGGUUACUUACGUUUGGACAGUUUGAUUCUUGGUUUAUUGAAGGAUUUUCAACAGUAUACGGAGUUUAUCUUCGCGAUCAGUAUUACAUUACAUCUUUACUAAAUUCAAUUGUGGUUCAAACACGACGGACAGUUUUUGAUUAUAUGGAAGUAGUUAAAUACGAUCCUCACUUUCAAGAAAAUUCACUCAUAUUACAGAAUUCAACUCUUACUAAACUGUGGCGAGAAAAAGCAUUCAGUAUCUUCUAUAUGCUCAAUACCGUGUUUAAAGAAGAUUUUCUAUAUACUUCUAUGUUUAAAGAAGCAGUAAAGAUAUAUUAUACCAUGAAUAAUCCAUCACACAACAUGUACAAAGAAUCGUCAAUCCUUGAUAACUUAUGGAAUAAGGAGUUUGAAACGUAUUUCUUGCGUAACGAAAUUUCAUACAUGAAGUCAGAAAAUAUCACAAGUAUGAUAACUUCAUGGACAGCACAAAGUGGUUAUCCUGUAGUACAAAUAAACCCAUACAAUAAUACGCAUCUGGUGGAAAGAAUUAUAGACUGUAUUGACGUUGAUAACAAAACGCCAUGCACGAAAAAGUGGAGGAUACCUGUAACCAUUAUAAAAAUACUAAACACAAGUGUUUCCAUCUAUCGUCAUGUUCUAAAGCCAGACGAAAAAAGAGUUUUUAUAAAUCUUCGUAAUAAAAGUCAGUUCGUUAUUGUCGUGGAUCAUCCAGGAUAUCGCGUUAAGUAUGACCGUCAAUUAUGGAGACGCAUUGUUCGUUUUCUAAAAAUCGGAGGGUCUAAACUCGCAAAUUUGUCUGACGUCACUUUAGCACAACUACUCGACGAUGCUUUCUAUUUUUUGGUACAAAAUACAGAAUAUAACAAAAAAAUUGUUUUAACAUCUACUGACCUAGACACAUAUCUUGAACUUGCAAGCAGUAUAUUUCAUGUAAACAAUUCCUACACAGCGUGGUAUCCUGUAUUUAAUGCUCUUGAAACUAUAUACAAAAUGUUGCCGUUCCCAGAAAGUGUUCUUUCGAGAAAUAUCAAGAAUAAACUCCAGGAAAUGUUAAAUAAAGUUCUUGCUGGCAUGACGCGUACAUAUUUUCAGAAACAUAAUGACAAUCAUCAAUUGUAUCAUGAAGUUCUAAAGUGGACAUGCAUUUUUGGUAGUUUAAAGUGCAAAGACCAUGUUAAUGCAAUACUAAACUGGCAUGUUAAAUAUCCUGCACAAAACAAACUAUUGCCAAGUUGGCAGAAAUGGAUAUAUUGCCAAGGAGUAAUAUUAGAAACUGUCAACUUUAAUACGUCUGCUUUGUGGCAAACAAUAUUCAACACAUACCAGACCCAACAAAAAAAAGAAGAAUUCUUUAAAUUUUUACCAUGCUCUAGACAAUACGAGGAUCUGUAUAACUUUUUAUUGUUACUUAAUGGUACCGCUUUACCAAGAUUUGGAGAUAGUUUCAAUGCAAGUAAAAGUGUUACUGUUCCUGUGCUUUUCAAUAUUUUUUCUAUUCACUCAAAAAAUGAGUUAGCGCUGGAUAUUAUAUUAGUAGGACUAAAAAAUGGAAUAGGAAGAAACGUGAACAUACUAGCAAUAAUGAAUUGUAUUAUUAAUAACAUAUAUUCAGACGACGGUUUGUCGAUGAUUACUAACGAAAUGUUCUUGAAUACACUGGUGCAUAGACGUCACAUGUUAAAUGAACCAUUUAUUCUCGACGCUAUUAAAAAAAAAGUUGAAAAGCGUCGUGUUUUCUUAUUUUUCGCAAAAGAUAAAAUUCAGUGUAUACCCUACUAUGUUUUUAAUUACAAAUACACCUCAUCAAUUCUAUACGCUGGCUGCACUUAAGUUCUCUGUUUAUGAUAAUGACCUUUUUGUAAUGAAACAAAAAAUUUCGCUAAAACAUUAUUAAGUCGUUGUGAUCAAAUUUGCGUUUCUUUUGUUGAAAUAUGUUUUAGUUUAUGAUAUCACAAUUAUUUUCUGUUUAUGAUUAACUUCCAAAAACCAUUUUUUGGAAAUUGACAUUGACUAAUUUGCAAGUUGUGGAUCAUAAAAUAAAUUCGUUUCUUCAGUAAAAUGUAAUAUUUUUAUGACGAGCUAGUGCGUAUAUGUAUAUUUAUGUAUGGCACACAAAUAUACACAUAUACAUAUAUGUCCCUAUACAAGUCACACGUUUAAGAAACCCAUAAUAUUUAUGUAUAUGUCUCUGAAAUGUAAGAACAAAAUUUAUGUAAUGCUAUACAUUCAAUGU
Molecule: messenger RNA, 3404 nt
Organism: Pseudomyrmex gracilis
Lineage: Eukaryota; Metazoa; Arthropoda; Insecta; Hymenoptera; Formicidae
Product: thyrotropin-releasing hormone-degrading ectoenzyme-like
Exons: 13
Coding region: 104-3001 (965 amino acids)
Biological process (GO): proteolysis; peptide catabolic process
Cellular component (GO): cytoplasm
Molecular function (GO): peptide binding; metalloaminopeptidase activity; zinc ion binding
Source: RefSeq, a predicted model, not a curated record